AUUUAUAUCUCCUUGACAUAUCUUGUAGUGGUGUCAUGUGCGCGAGAGAACAUUACAACUACUGAUAACAGCUGCUGUUCGUUUUUCAGUAGCCCGUCCGUUGUGAUUUGAGUCACAUCUCGUAUGUGUUAGGCUUUGCGUGAUCACGUGUUUCGCGUUCCCUUUGUGAUUCUUCGAUUUGUGACCUGAAGGAUUCCAGAUGUGACUUUUUUCGUUUUUUGAAUAGCCCGUCCAUUGUGAUUGAGUGACAGCGCGUUUUCUUUGUCAUACCAGUCUAGUGAUCUGGGUGGUUCUCGAUGUGACUUAUUUGGUUUAGUGUAUGAUCGAGUGCUUAUGACGUCUUUGUUGUGUUAGUGACAAAUGAUGGAUGUCACUAUAUCUUUUUUUCGCUCUGGGACGUCUGAUUUGAGCAAAAAAGUUCAGACCGGCAUCCAACAUGCAGUAGGUGGGCUCGCCUCGAAACCUGAACGUGAUCUGCUCAUGCAGGAUUUCAUGACGGUCGAAACGACGAAUUUUCCCAGCGAAGGGUCAAAUCACACGCCGGCGCAUCAUUUUUCAGAGUUCAAGUUCAAAAAUUACGCGCCCAUCGCAUUUAGAUAUUUUAGAGAUCUGUUCGGUAUACAACCUGACGAUUUUCUGGUAUCCAUGUGUAACUCUGGCCUUAGGGAGCUGUCGAAUCCUGGUGCUAGUGGUUCUAUAUUCUAUGUAACUACCGAUGAUGAAUUUAUUAUUAAGACUGUACAGCAUAAAGAAGGGGAGUUCUUACAAAAAUUAUUGCCAGGUUAUUAUAUGAACUUGAACCAAAAUCCUAGGACGUUACUUCCAAAGUUCUUCGGACUGUAUUGUUAUCAAUGUAAUAGUAAAAAUGUAAGACUGGUUGUUAUGAAUAAUUUAUUACCUAGUAGCGUGAAAAUGCACCAAAAGUAUGAUCUUAAAGGAAGUACAUAUAAAAGAAAGGCCUCGAAAGCAGAGCGACAGAAAAACUCACCGACAUUUAAAGAUCUAGAUUUUAUAGAGGAUCAUCCAGAAGGUGUCUUUAUGGAGGCCGAUACUUACAAUGCACUAGUUAAAACGAUUCAAAGAGACUGUAGAGUAUUAGAAAGCUUUAAAAUUAUGGAUUAUAGUUUAUUGUUAGCUAUUCAUAAUUUGGAUCAAGCUCAAAGGGAAAAAAUGGAGAAGAAAUCUCAGAGUGACCUGACCGCCCAUGCGACCGGUGGGGCGGGCGGGGAUAGCGGUAGUGGUGGGGAGGACGUUGACCCGUCAGCGACCUUGAUCAGGGAGGAGAGGGAUAGAGAGAGGGAUGACAGAGUGGGAGCGGCGGCGUUGAACAGGAGCAGGUCGAUCAACAGGCAACGACUCGUGGCGCACUCUACGGCACUGGAGAGCAUUCAAGCGGAGUCUGAACCGAUUGAUGAGGAUGACGAUACGCCCCCUGGUGGAAUCCCAGCAAGAAACGCAAAAGGAGAAAGGCUGUUGUUAUUUAUUGGAAUCAUAGAUAUUCUCCAAAGUUAUAGGUUAAGGAAAAAGUUAGAACAUACGUGGAAAUCCAUGAUUCACGACGGUGAUACAGUAUCUGUACAUAGGCCCAGUUUUUACGCUCAGAGAUUUCUCAAAUUCAUGUCGCAAACGGUAUUCAAGAAAAUUCCAUCACUGGACUUGCCUGAAAUAAAGGGCAACCAUCGCAAGUUUCGCACCCUGGUAUCCAGCUAUAUAGCUUUGAAACAUUCCCCAUCAAAGCGAAAAUCGUUAUCGAAACCUCUGGGCCGACAUGAUGAGUUGAACGAACAAGAUACUACUGUGCAGGCGCAGCUAAAUUCUAGUCAGCAAAACGGCAGCAAAACUGCAAGUCCCGUCGACGCCGUUCCUCCCACCGUGGCUAGAGCCCCUCCCACAUCCACUCAAGCCCCUCCUACUACGACGCCCCUCACGUCCCCACCAGCCGCCGCGUAUCCCGCCGUGCUAGUCGGACGCACGACAUCCGGUGGCGUUGCAGGCGGCGCGGCAGAUGGCAAAGGGAAGGUGCCACCUCCGGUGCCACCUCGCGGUACGCCCAGACCGAAGAGAGAGGAGCAGAAAGGCCACCACCAACACCAAUCUGCACAGCUGCCGCAGACGCCCAGUUGCUGCAGCACUCCACCCCCCACCUACUACGAGGGCGUGGAAGGAGGAGUAGGAGGGGUUGAACGGCAUGCCGCGCAUUCUUCGGCCACCCAAUCAUCGUCGAGAAGCGGCAGUGGGAGUGGCAGGCACCACCAUAAUCAUCAGUCGACGGCGUCGUCAUCGUCAGCUGCUACGUCAUCGGGUGGUAGUGGGGGGCAUGUGUCGACGACUAUGUCACAUCAGCAUGUCACGGUGGUGAGGGGGUACAAGGAAGAUGCGGUCAGCAUAACGGACAUCAAACUGCUGGAAUCCCGCUCGGGCGAGAACAAAUCUUCUCUCUCCGUGGAAUCAGGGGGCAGCAGCAGUGGGGGCGGCGGCGGAGGAGGGCACAGUUCCUCCAGCCAUUCAACGAGAGGCGGUUUAGCGUGGACGCCGCCAGCGUCCGUAGAGGGCAGCACGCCGACAUGGACGGAGGGCACGCCGUCGUUCACGGAGUCGUCUAGUAGCGGGGAUAUGGGAUGUCCGACGACACCGCUACGCCCCAGUGGGGCCUCACAGGUGGCUGCACAGAAAGCGCACCAUAAGAAGACCGUCGAACAUGCCAUCAACUGCCUGACUACGGAAAUGGAACAACUGAAGAGCCGCGUUGAAACGGAUUAUCAAUGAUGAGUAAGAGCGAAUUCCUAUUGGCUGAACGUUGAAUGUGAUAGUGUAAUAGCACACUGAUGAUUCUAAAUAUACGGAAAGAAACACCCGUAGCUUGGCAUUCUACCAUCUUAUUUGUUACUGGCUUUCAAGCUUGAGGUUAAAGUGGGGAUUAUCAAUGAUUUGUGGCAAUUUCUCUGUUUAGAUUAGACUAGUGUACUUAUAUAUCUUGCUUCCCUUGUUAUAGACACGGAAAUUUUUGUCAAUGUUUUUACACCGGGCAAUCUCAUUUUUUAAUGCGUGAUUAAAUUAUCUUUUAUGUGAAGUUUGCAGUUAUUUUUCGUUUCUAGUUAUUUGAAAAGUGAUCAAGUGAAUAGUCUGAAGAGUUUAAAAUCGCUUUGAAUUUUGUGAUAGAAAACUAAAUUGGACUUUAACCACAUUUCAUUGCCAUCGGAUCGAGUUUCAUUAAACUACAAAAUAUCACAUUUAGAUUAAAAAGACUCAGCAUACAAACUCUGAAUAUGCAGUAAUCUCAAAAAGAGCUUGUCUGUACAGAAUUUUAUCUUGCAGUGAUAGGAAAGCAAAUAGAAAGCGAAAAUAACCGUUUGUAGUCUCUAAAUAAAUGAAAUAUUUACUUUUCAUGUUCUUUAUGUGAUUAUUAGUUUUGGUGCUACAAUGUUGGCGACACCUUGAGUAUAGACCUAGUUUAUCGAAAUACUAUGCUUGCUGAAAGCGUCAGUGGAUAACGGUCCCUCUUAGCGAGACAAUCAAAGGAUAAGUACAUAUCGACAACGACGCAAUGCGUGAACUGGUGCAGUAGCUGUGGCGGUCACAUCAUUCCGAUGAAUUGACCCAACGACUAUAAAAAAUCUAGAAUAAACAUUAAAUAUGGGACGAAAUUACCCUAUUUAGCCCCAGUUCCAGCCUUUGAGUAAUAGUAGCUGAAUUAAGGGGUGUUCACCCCGGCGACUCAGCUGCAUCAGUGCUUGAUCGGAUUGAAGAGCAGUGGGGGCUUUGGCGGCACCUAGACGAUCUCGAUUCGCCCAGGAAUGAGUCAUGACAUCCCCUCCUGGAUCAGAUUCGAUUUGGCAUUGGAUAGAGCGGGGCCAAAUCGUUCCUUUUGGUGUUUCGAGCCCAUGGUUUCGAUUCCGAUCUCGGGACUGAUUCCUUCUAUUCGUUCACGAUUCCUUUUAAUUCCAAUUCGCUAAUUCCAAAACGUACCAUCGUUGGUGACGAGCGAUACAAAGGAACAAACGAAAAUUCAUGGGGUUGAUUUUCAACGAAGGGCUUGAAAGGCAAAAGCUUCUGUUAGGAUUCGGAUUUUGCUUUUAAUUUUAAAGAUUCCAAAUGGGUACACUUACCCGUUGGACGGUUACGGAGUUUGUAGUAUGAAACAGGUUAGAAGGGGUGUUGAGAGGCAGUAACUGAUAGUCCCCCGUACGUAAUUUGGCGAUUUGACUUUUUUUUAAUAGAAGUUGUUUGAAAAUUUUAAAUUACUUACAUACGAUUUUUAGUUGGCAAUCAGUGGUUUAGACUUGAAUUUGAAACAUUGAGAGACUUGUCGUUCAUUUUUGGGGGUAACACUCAGUUCAAUGGCGGAAGGGUAAGUUACAGCUACUGCUCAUGUUAGAGACGGUUUCGCUCUCUGAAAUGCUUUACAGUUUGUUUUCUUCUAUAUCGCUAAACCCUUUUUAAUCUAUUCUUUAAUCUUGUUUAAUGUUAUUUUUGCUCUCUCGGUUGCAUCUUUCAUGAUAAAUUCAGCACCAAAAUUACAAUUCAACCGUCCAUACUCCAAACUACAGACCACAAUAAUUAAUUCAUAGAUCGUUACUUGUUUGGAAUCAUUGGAAUGAGAAGUGCGAGGAUCCGUGUUGAGGUAGCGGCGAUACUCAAAUCAGAACGAUAUCAAUCUACCACAACUGUACGGCAUUCAUCUUGCGCGAUGCUUAAAUGUCAGGAUUGAGGGAAUUGAGGCAAAACUGCAAAAUCGUAACAUCUGUUUUGCAAGUGAAGUAAGACAUACAGACAUGAGGCUGUCAAAUUUUAUGUCUGACUCGCUUGUGAAAGAAAUAUCGUUACUUUUAAACUGAGAUUAGGUAAAACAUAAGUGCAAUAAAAUGAAGUGAAAUGAGCUUAUCUAAGAUUCUGUGUAAAUAGAACGGGACUAAUUGUCACAUAGAGGGAUGUAGACAGGAUAUAAAACAACAACAUAGAUAGUAGAUAGAUGGUAGGUAAUAAAUAUGAUAAUAAACUGGGUAUAUAUCACAUUUUUAGUUCGCCUGAAUAGUGUAGGAAACAAUCUCACUUCCAUGUGAUAAAUAUUAUUAUCUCAAAUAAAGUUUGUUUGAAGAUUUGUGAAAAAUUUGUUCACAUAUUUGACAAGAUAAUUACGAUUUUCAUCAACAUUGAAUUCGUUUUUUCGUCUGGAAUAAACGUCCCACUUGAACUUCAACUGAGGUCAGUUACAACAAAUCGAGUAUUUUUGUAAUAUAAUGUAUUUUUGUAAAUUGUUUUAAUUGGUUUUGUAAUUGACUUGGUUUUUAUAACUAACAAUAAUAAUUUUGUGUGGUUUUGAAAAUACAUAAUACACUCAUUACUGAAACAUGAACUAAGCUGUCCAGUCACAUCCAUAAUACCCCUAAACAUUUAUUCGUAAUAAAUUUGCCAAAAAACUUAUACUAUUGCGCCACUUUUCUAUUAAUGAAAGAAAUGAUUUGAUUUAUCUAUUAGUGUGGGAGCAAAUAAUAUAUACAGGGUGCGGCAGAGAGGAUGUACGGUUUUAAAAAAUCAUAAAAUAGUUAUUUUUACUCGAAAACAAAUUUAUUGAUGGAAUCAGGUUCACAAUUAAAUAGCAUUUGAGACAGUCAAGUGUGGAAAAUCACAUCAGGCAUGUGGUGGCCGAAAUCGUUGAUGCAGUGCUGGAGGCGUUCUUGGAAGUUCGCGUAGACUCUCUCCAUCAUCGCUCUCUCAACUUGGGCGACUUCCACGCGAAUUUCGCCCUUCAAUUCGUCCACAGUUCGGGGCUUGUUCGCGUAUACUCUAGCCUUGAGGUGUCCCCAUAAGAAAAAAUCGCAUAUGGAUAAAUCUGGGGACCGAGGAGGCCAAUGAACAUCGCCAAACCUGUAAAUAAGGCGACCAUGGAAGAGAGGGCGAAUAAUGUCCAUGGAUGCUCGGGCUGUGUGGGUGGUCCCCCCAUUCUGCUGGAACCACGCACGUCGGAUUGGAACACGUCGCCGUCGUAAUUCAGGGAGAAAGAAGUUGUUGAUCAUGUCGAUGUAGCGCUCCGAGUUCACGGUAACAUCACGACCAUUACCGUUUUCGAAGAAGUAAGUUUGCGAUACAGCGCACCAAACCGUUACUUUUGGCUUUCGUGUAACUGUUGCGGAUUUUCAUUAGCCCAAUAACGACAAUUCUGCUGGUUAACCAUGUUGUUUAGGUGAAAGUGGGCUUCGUCACUCAUAAACAAAAUGAGGUUCUCAUUCGUUGUGCAUAAUCACCGGGCUGUAACUGUUGCAAAAUGACCAAUUUGUAGGGGUGAAAGCGGAGAUCCAUAUGCAAAAUUCGCCUUACCGAACGAUCACUAAGGCGAAGUGCAGCAGCAUGUUCCCGGGCAGAUCGAGUCGGACUGCGAAGAAAGACCUGUCGAACGCGUCCAACAUUUUCAGGAGUUCGAACUGUUCGCGGCGCUCCUCUUGGUCUUCUGUUGAUCAGUUAACCACACCUGCGAAGUGAUUCAACCCAACGAAGGAUGGUGUUUCGAGAGGGAACAGCUCUAUUCCGAUGAAUGUUGAAGUGGCGACGAAACUCACGCUGUACGACGAUGACUGACUCAUUAUUUCGGACGAAACAAUCAUAGGCGAAAACGCGGUGCUCCACCGUCCAAGGCUCCAUAACGACAACUGGUAAAAUAAUGCUAGGAUCUCACGAGUCAAACGGCACCCUCCCCACCUCUCUCGUAGACGGAGGCGGAGAGUACUACCCAUCCCAAAAACGUCCGUCCUCUCUGCCGCACCCUGUAUAUAUAUAUAUAGGUGAAAAAUUAAAGCUUCCGCCUUUUGUUGGGUACAUACGUAAACAACAAUUAGCAACAUCCUCACAUACUACUGUAAGUUGAGUCAAUUUAAAUUCAUUUUACACUUUUGUUGCUACUGUUAUCAUUGUAAUUGCAGCUCCUGAUGAUGAUGGCAAAGUCCAUUGAAAGCUAGAGAGAAUUAAGAAAAGUAUAAAGAGUCCCUCUUUGCUUAAAUUUUGUCGAAGUACCCAAAAAAAGGCGGAAGCUUUAAUUUUUCACCUAACUGGUCUAGACGACAAUGACCACGUCUGAAGUCAUAUAUAUAUAUAUAUAUAUAUUUCAAACAAAACCGCUUUUAUGAAUUUAGAUUUUAUCCCCUGAUUUUAUUCCCCAUUAUGUUUAAAAACAAAAUGUGUAUUUCAUUCACAGAUAAUUACAUACACGAAUACUUUCCACACAUUUGCUAUUCAUACAGCUUGACUUUCUACCUUCAGUGAACAUGUUUCAUAUUGCAGAUGCUAACACUCUUUUCUCUUGCUUUACUUCUAACUCAAACUGAAUGACUGUGAAACUAAUUCAAAUCAUAAUUAUUGUUCUAGCGCAUUGAAACAAAAUCCAUGUAUGUCAAGUGGAGCAAUUGGUAGGAUAAAAACCAAGUUAAGCAUCUUUUUUUGUAUAGUAUUGAUGAAUUGACUUGUAUGAACAUCAUAUUCUCUCAUUUUCAAAGAAGCGAUGUUUGAAAACAGUUUCUAAAUUAGCAGCACACUCUGAAAUAUCAGUUUCUCAUAUACUUAUAGACGGAGUAUUAAAAUUAUCUGAUACACACUACAAACAAACAAAAAAGGGAAUUAGUCUUUUGAGGAAACUAUAUUUACUAACUAUAUUAACUAUAUAUCCAAGAAUGAGGUAUACCACGACAGGACACAGUGCGAAAUACCUUUGAAGUUUCAUUGACCUUUUCGCUUUAAAUUGGUUUGCCACUCCAUUAAUGGUUGCUUAUUGUACGAUAAAAACAGAGCCAUUUAUGAGCAAGCGGCCACCGAGGGCAUAGAAGCGCAGCACAAGUGUAUGCAGUGUUGCCAAAUUGCUGGAAAAUGUUUAGAAACUGCUAUAUUUAUAAUGAUUUGAAUGAAUUUGAUAAAUACGCAUGUUAUAUUGUAUAUGAAAUGAUGUCUUUUGUGAUUGCUCUGAUUAAUACAUUUGCAUAUUUAUAAACGUAUAUAUUUCAAAUGAGAUAUAUUUGGUAGUUUGUAAAUUGAAGCCUAAACGAAAGUGAAUUCAAACAAAAAAUGCUUAUCUUUCAUUUGCUUCUUUUAAAUUGUUGGCCAAUCUAUCUGUCUACAAUUUUAUUCACUUUCUCCGGCUUCCCCUUGUAUGCCUCAUUACAUUUACCGGGGAUUUCAAGAUCGACCCUCACCAUUGGAAGCAAAGUUGCGUAUUUAGGUAACUAAUAAAAUGCCGCUUAGAGUUUCGAAAUUUAAAGUACCCCCGAAGAGAGACGGAAAAAACAGAAUUUUCGCAAAAUCGUUUUAUAUUUUUCCUGACUUUAUUUGUUCAAAAAUCCAAUAUGGAGUCCAUAAUAAAAAACGACAUAUUGAAAUUCUGAUUAUGCCUCUUGUACAUGAGAAAAAGUGACAAUGUUAAUGUGCAAUUUAUUUUGAAAUCACAACACAAAUAAAGUCAGGAAAAAAUUGAAACGAUUUUGGGAAAGUUCUGUUUUUCUGUCUCUCUUCUUAAGUACUUUGAAGCUUUCUAAGCGGCAUUUUGUUAGUUACCUAAAUACGCAACUUUGCCCCCAUUUAAGCGACUUCGUAUCUCUUACCGUUUCCGCGAUCCCAAUGGUGAGAGUCGAAUUUGAAACAUCCGGUAUAGAGACAGCACAAAAUAAUAAGGUAAUUUAAAUUAAUCAUAUCUCCAAUGAAACAAGUAAAAAUCGUGAAUUGAUUAGAAUCCAUUCAAUGGUAGAUUGAAGAGACACCUGCCACUUAUGCCAGCAUGAUUAACAACCCUUAGGAUAAACUGUACCAUUAUGUCAAGUGUAAAACAACUUUAAGUAAAUUAUAUGCGAUGCAGGAACAUACUCGUAUAUGAUAUUGUUAGGACAGUAAGAGUAGUAAUGCUACAAAGUACAGAUAAUACUUUCGAUGACCCUUUGUCACUUGAAGGAAUGGACACUGCGGUGGUUGUCAGGUAUUUUUAACAGAUAAUGUUCUAUUUUUGACAGAAAACAUUCUAUUGUUGAAUUUAUAUUGCAAGCAAAUCUCAAUCUCAGUAGGUAUAUGCAGACAUGAGAAAUUUCAGCGUUUGUUGCUAAAAUAUACAACAGGACAAUACGAAACUAUGUAAAUCAGUAUUAAUUUUAACUUAAUUUUUCGAAAAAUGUGCCUGUUGUCGAUAUUAUAUAAAUAUAUAAACCUUGUAUACAUUCCAAGUAGUAGUCCUAUGAAUAUCGCUUGAACUUUUGAGAUAGAAUAGGAAUGAUGUAUAUUGAUGUAAAGAAAUAUCAGCACUAUAUUUUACUCAUUGACGCAUUUCAAUACAUCCAUAUACACUGUUGGCAAACAUUAUUUUGCGUGUCUUCAUCCAUUGCGAAGGUGUUGUAGAUUUGUAGACUCGAGAAUAGAGAACGUAUGGACAGAUUUUUUUGUGACUGCUUUUGCUUGUACACAAUAGGUGGACAGAUGUUAUCAUUGCCAACAGGGUGUACAAUUCCAUCCUCUGGCUUAUGCGUUGUAGGAGUAUAUAGUAUAGAAAAUAGCCCACAUUGUUUUUUGUUUAAUAAAUUUUCUUUGACCAUUUAGAUAUAAUUCUGAUAUACCAUCAAAUACGGAGUGUAAAGUUAUAUGGAUGAAUUAAUUAAAGCAGAUGAUAGAAGACUUCAAUACCUAUCGAACUAACUUCUGUAUGUUAUCCUAAAUUCAAUAAUUACAGAGAUAUUUCCACUUUUGUGAAACUUCAGAGAUGAUAUCUCGAAGGAAUUUUCAUUAGUUGAUAGUUUUAAAAUCUCCAAAUUUCUUCCAAAAUCACUCAACGUUUAAUUAAAAAAACCUUUCAAAAUGAUUUGCCAUUGAAUAAUAAAAUAAUUCCGUCCUAAUCGAACCUCAUCAGUCCAGUUUUUUAUUCGUCGACUAUGUGUUCCCUUCACUGUUGUUUAAAAAUAAUUUCAGCAACAAUCUCGCCGACUUACUCCAGACGAUUAAGACAUAGAUCUUCGAAAGCUUGAGAGUUUAAGUUAUAAGAGUGUACUUUUGCAAUACUUUGCCUUCUACAAAAAUAAAUUAAAGGAUACCUUCUCCUAACAGUUAAGGCAAUUAACUAUGAACACUAUAUAUACAAUUACUUGUUAAUUGGGAAAUUGGCAAAACUAUUAGGCUAAAGUUGACUCUUUUGACGAUAAAAUCAAGCUUUCGGCAUUCUCUAUGGAGCCAUCAUCAGGAUUCUGAAAACACAAUUGUGAUGCUAGCAAAGAAGACAGAAAUGUCAGACAACUUACUCGUCGGUGAGGUUGCAGCCACAAGGUGUUUCAGAAAGAACGUAGAGAAGAUCGAACUUGUGUUCAAUAUAAAAACAAAAGGGCGGGGACAUUGGGCUUGUUAAAAAACGACAGAUACCUUCGUUAAAAGUUAAGAAAAAUAAAAAUUAUAUCAAUAAACCCGAAAAAGCUAAAAAUACUGCAUGUGGAGAGAUAUUUUGUUGAAACAAUCGGAAUGCAGUCCCUAACCUUUUACUACCGCUACACGUGGAGAGGGGGAAAGGCACGGAACGGUAAAGCGUCGACAGAAGACUAGGGGUGUGCUUAACAGUGAAAUUUUAAUAUCGGUGAUCACUGCGACUGCUAUCAAAAAGUAGCUGCUACUGCAAGCUGUGAAAUUAUCACUCUUUAUAUAACAGUAACUAUCACCUAAAAUUCCGCGUAACGUAAUAAUUAAUGAAGUCCUCUGCGAAUAUGAAUAAUAAAAUAUUUGCGUUUAGCGUUACUUACUAGUCUUUACUACUCAGCCUUCAGCUUUCUGCGAUUUGACCGUUCCGAGAAUGAGUGAAUGAGUAAAAAAAUACCUUUAAAUAGUAUUUAUAAUUAGGACAUGGCUAUAUGAAGUACAUAUAUUUAAUUUGGAAAAAAAUAUAUAUGUAAUUUAAACAAUUUACAAAAUAAAAAGGUAUGAACAUCGUAACAAAAAAUCAAAGUAACAAAUAGUAAAACGUAUUUUAAAAUAUAAAAAAAAUUAUGCGUAAUAAAAAUACAACAAAAACUGCUGAAAUUAUUCUAUGUAUUCGCAUUUAAAAAAAGUAACUUGUUAACUUUUGUAGCAGAAAGUCGUGUUCUUCUGUCACUAAUUAUCAGGCUACUUCUGGAGAACAGUCGUUCACAAGGUACGCUAGUUGCGACCAUACAAAGCUGUUUUCUUGCCAAAUCCGCCAAAUUCGGAUAGAGUUGUUGAUUAUUUUUCCACCACAGCAGUGGAUCAUCCUUUCUGGAAAUGAUGGUAUCGUUACAGUACCUAUCGACCUCCAAAAUAGCCUGAGACGUAGCUGUCCCCUUAGGAAUAAGAUCGGCCAUUUUAUUGUCAAACUCUGCCCAGUAUGACAGUACAUUUUUUUCAGUACUAUUGUCGGUUUCUUUUUUUGCUUCCAACCGUGGUUGUUGUCGGCCAGUGCUUGCUUCUGCAGUUUUUACAUUAAUAAUAGCGGUCACUAAGUUAAUUACUUGUUUUUUUAUAUCUUGGGCAUGUUCUUGAUUUUCAAAUAUAUAUAAUUUGAAACGAGGGUCCAGAAACGUGCAUACACCGAUUGUUCUGCUUUUUUCCAAAUCUGGAAAACGCUGUUCUAAACCAGCAACAAGCUGAUCGGCAAAAUUUGUUGAAUUUUCGCAGUAGUUUAAAUUAAUAGCCUUUUUGGUAACGGAAUUUAGACCUCUUGCAAUUCCUAUAAUUACGCUGCCCGUUAAAUAAUUCUCACCACUAACUUCCAAAGUAGCUUCUUCGAAAGGCUUCAACAAUAUACAGAUUUCCUCGCAGAUUUUCCAUUCCGUCUCCGACAACAUAUUUAUUUUUGGUGCGUUUAAAUUAGCGACGGUACUACGAAUUGCUUCUUGGAUUUUUACAAGCCGUUGAAUCAUGUGAUAUGUUGAGUUCCAACGCGUUUCGACAUCUUGUAUUACACAUAACGGAUUGUCAUUCCCUAGUUGCCUUUGAGCCUUUAACAGUUUUUCUGUCGCUUGUGGGCUUCUUUUGAAAUGAUUCACUAUGGUUUUUACUUUCUCAAUUAUUAACGUUUCGGAUUUCAGAGCACUGCGUACAACAAGAUUUAAUUUAUGCGCAAAACAACCGAAAUGUUUCCACAUCAAUUCCUUGGUUACUGCGUUAGUAAUGUUAGAAGCGUUGUCAGUAAUGACUAUGAGUAUUUUAUCUAGCAAACUCCAUUCUUCGGCGGUGCGUUUCAUUUCAGCGGCAAUCUGUACAGCAGUAUGUUCACCUUCAAAUUUUAUACAUUUAAUUAAUUUGGAACGCAAUUUGAAAUCUUCGUCUAUAAAAUGUGCAGUUAUGCCCAUAUAAUUUGCCGUAGACGUCCAGUGAUCAGUUGUCAAGCAUAUCUUUUUUACUUGAUUCAUCUGUUCCCGUGUACUUUCAUAACAUUUAUUGUACAUUUCAUGAAGUAGAGAGUCUGAUAAAUAUUUUCGCCCUGGCAAACUGUAAUCUGGAGCCAAUGCUGCCACAAAGUUUUUGAACCCUUCAUCCUCAACUAUGGAGAAUGGUUGAUAAUCUUUAAUAAAUAAUCCCAUAAGGAGUUCAUCGUAGCGCUUUUUCAUAACGGGAGUAACUUUUUUUCUUACAAAAUUAUGUACUUUCUCUUGGUAAAGUGUGUGAACUUUAUUCGGAAUCAAACAAUUUGAAACACUAAAGCUUGUUGAUGCCUCGUCCGCUGUAGUGACCAAAACUGUCCCAUUUGACGAGGGCAUAGCCUUUCCAUUUGUUGAAUUUUUAGUUUGGGCUAAGGCUGAAUCGGUACUGGUUGCAUCUGACGGUGAAACGACUACAGUGGGAUGUUUUAACGAUAAAUGCUUUCUUAAAUUAGUUACGGAUGUUUUAAAACUUAAAUUUUGAUAACAGUAUCGACAUUUCGCCAUUUUAUUUUCAUUUUCUUCAAAGUGUAACCAGAGUUCACUACUUUUUCUCCUUUUAUUAGGAGUUGCCAUUCUUCUCAGUGCUGUAAAUUAUAUUUAAAUAAAUGCGGAUGUACCUAUACGCAGUGUAACAUUUACUUACCGGUACGACACAAACCAAAACAAACACGAAUAAAUACUUUGAAAUACCUAAUUGCGAUAACAAAAACUGUAAGUUAGGUUAGCACAUUUUAUAUCAAUCCACCCUGCAAAGCGCAGGAAUUUAUACAAAAUGAAGCAGUCAAACAGUAAACUGUGAAACUUUCUUUACCUAAUUAGCAUUUAGCAGUCGUUGAUAAGCCGUCCAGCUGAUAGAUGGCGAUCGCAUUCACAAAUCAUAAUUCAUAUUCAGAACAAUUUCGCCUUUUAUCUCGCAUCGCACUCAUCGAAGUAUUGCAGUCGCACACGUACACGGUACGCAGACAUGAGACAAGGUGUGCGACGUAUGUGCGAUACGCGCCUUCGCAGUUAAGUUAAACAGUGAUAUUUUCACUCUUUCGUGCAGAAGCGAGUAGCAGCUACCUAAAUGAUUUGUGAGUAAUAGGUGAACAGUAGCAGUGAAUGCGAUCGCAGUCACUUCUCUACAGAAGACAAGUGAUUGACGCGACGGAACGUGGAAAUGUGCACCUCCCUGUCCAACUUUGGGUAAGUAAGUAUACGAGGGACGCUCAGUAAAUCUCCACCCAAAAUUACUAAAAUGCUGGAAUAACUUGUUUUGGAAAAGAGUGUGUGGUUCAUCUGAGUGCAAGAAUGUGUGAUGUUGAUACAACCUUGAAAAGAUGGGUUAUGUGAGUGAGAAAAUGUAUUCUAAUUUUGUGAAGAUGUUGGAUCAAUUGUCCAAUUUUUAACAAGCCCAAUGUCCCCGUCCUUUUGUUUUUAUACUGAACACAAGUUCGAUCUUCUCUACGUUCUUUCUGAAACACCUUGUGGCUGCAACCUCACCGACGAGUAAGUUGUCUGACAUUUUAAAUCUGUCUUCUUUGCUAGCAUCACAAUUGUGUUUUCAGAAUCCUGAUGAUGGCUCAAAGAAUGCCGAAAGCUUGAUUUU
Messenger RNA from Acanthoscelides obtectus, 13965 nucleotides. Lineage: Eukaryota; Metazoa; Arthropoda; Insecta; Coleoptera; Chrysomelidae. The record is from the annotation of a GenBank genome assembly.